Molecule: messenger RNA, 4947 nt
Organism: Ruditapes philippinarum (Manila clam)
Lineage: Eukaryota; Metazoa; Mollusca; Bivalvia; Venerida; Veneridae
Product: transcription initiation factor TFIID subunit 1-like
Exons: 14
Coding region: 741-4526 (1261 amino acids)
Molecular function (GO): protein binding
Source: RefSeq, a predicted model, not a curated record
CUUCAUUUUGUAUUCAAGGUAGCUGCGUCAUUAAAUUCAAAACUCUCCACUACUUCUUACUGUACAUUUAUGGGUAUGAACAAACUGGAUGUUUGAGUAUUGAAAUUAAUAUCAUAAUUUUAUGUCUUAAGAUAUAAUACUCAACUAGUGUUUAAACUAAGUGUAAAUUAAACUCUGGUUGCUGCUACACUACUGGACUUUUAAACAUUUUUUUACAAAAAUAAAACAUGUCAAAAAGAUAACAGGUUUAUGGGAAUUUUGAAAUAUUUCUCUUUCACAUAUAGUGUCACAUAGUCGCUCAUUGAAAUACACUUUCCAAUAUUGUUAUCAGAUUUGAUAUUUUAUUCUAAAAUUUGGAUAUAGAUUUGUGUGGAUUAAAAAGUUGGAGUGGCUAUUAAAUUGGAAUUUAAUUAGAAAAAUACUUGUUUCUGGAUUUAAUAUAGGUGUUUUGUUCUACUGUUAGGAACUUUUAUGAAAUAUAUAAGAAAAGUGAGACUAUUUGAAAGAAGAGAUUCUAGAAUAGCUGUCUAUAUGGUCAUUUGUAUUUAAUGGACUUGCAAAGUAAUGUAGCCAAAUUACAAAAGGUAGUUAAUUGGGCAAGUCAGGAACACAAUUGACAAGGACUUGCUGAAAUUGGAUAAAUUGAUUUGUGAUUGAAAUGAGUGGAUUAAAUGUGGAUUAUAUGUCAGUGUUAUUUGUUUUUAUGAUAUAUAAAGGAAUUAUCUCAAACUGAUGAUAGUAUGGAAGUCGGUAUCCAGAGGACCAAUACAAUAUCAGAUCAUCUACGUCAUGCAGCCAGUAAAGGAAAUUUAGAAGAAAUUAUCCGGUGCCUUCAGGCGGGUGCUACUUUUGACAUAGAUCAAGAUGGAAGAACUGCCUUACAUUAUGCUGCACUAAAUGGUUUCACAGAUGUUACAAAGUUUCUGCUGGAGAAAGGAUGUGAAAUCAAUGUUCAAGAUGCUAGUGGUUAUACAGCUCUACAUCGUGCAGCAUCUCAAGGUCAUAUAGAGGUCAUUACAGCUCUUGUUGAGAGGGGAUGUGAUGUCAACACACAAGAUGAGCAUGGUAAUGCAGCUAUACAUGAAGCUGCCUGGAAUGGUUUCAGUAAGACAUUAGAACUGCUAGUCAAAUUUAAUGUCAAUGUCUCCAUAGUUAACAAGGCUGGUUUCACUGCAUUACAUCUAUCAGCACAGAAUGGGCACAACGAGAGUUCUAGAGUUUUACUUUAUGCAGGCUGUAACAGUGAUAUAAAAAACAAUUAUGGUGAUACAACACUACACACAGCUGCAAGGUACGGCCAUGCUGGCGUGACAAGGAUCCUUAUAAGUGCUCGAGUAAAAAUUAAUGAACAAAAUAAGAAUGGGGACACAGCUUUACACAUUGCAGCUGCAUUAAAAAGAAGGAAGAUUGCCAAGCUACUUGUGGAGUCCGGAUCGGAUGUCUCUAUUAGAAAUAAGCAAAAUGAGACUGCAGCUGAUGUUGCUAGAAGAAAGGAUCACAGGGAAAUUAUAGUAAUCAUCCAAGCUUAUUCUAGGCCGGUAAAGUCAGCAGUGAAGGAGGUUAAUUUUAAAGCAGAUGUUCAUCACAUGGAGGGUCCAGUUGUUGUACCAGAUAUGGACAUACCAGAAAAAAUCGACACCAAAGCUGAUCGAGGCAAACGCUUUCUCUUCUUUAAGAAAAAGAAACAAAAAGAAAAAACUCCACCAAAUCGUGGAGUGAUACCACAGCGUAAUGUACCAGGGCACAGAUGUAAUGUUCAAACUACACCAGUACAAGGAUUCUUCAGUAAAUAUGUACCUAGAGAAGGUGUCCAGUAUUACAGGGAUUUAGCUGGAAAUGUUAAACAGGGACCUGUUGGCUACACUCCAACCUGUAACUGCUUACCAGCUAUACAUCGCUUAGAAAAACAAGUCCACGAUACACAAGAUCAUGUGUAUGGUCAACUACAGUCCACAAAUCGGGUCAUGCAGGAACAGAUAAAUCAGGUUGAUCACAGGUCAACAAUGCGUCUGCAAGCACUUGAGAAAUACACUCAGGAUCGUUUUGUUGAGGAGGAAAAUUUGUGCCGUCAAAGAAUAAAUGAACAGUUCAAUGAACAUGACAGUUACUAUAAACAACAAGAUGGUCAUAUGAAAUCACAAAUUCAAAAUUGGUUAGAACAGAGAUUAGAAGGCUAUGGACACUGUUUACACCAUCAUCAUGAUGACUCAGCACUUCCUAAUGAAAACAUUUUUUCAGAAGUUCAUGAAACUGCUAAUGGACGUUUGUUUAAAUCUCGCUCUGAUGAGACAUUAUCCCAGUCAGAUAACCAUAGUGGAAAGUUUCGUAAACGUGAGUUUUAUGAAUCAAGACAACAAGCUAUGCAACAAAUUCGUGCUUGGCAGGUACCAAGCUAUAGUAAAGAUAGAAGUAGAGUGAAAGUGUUAGAAAAGCAAAGAAAUAACCAAGAACAAACAAGAAGAUUUCAAAGUAGACAAGAAUUGAAUAAAGAAAUAGAACAAAGACAAUAUCCUGUUGAACCAAAAAUUGAAAUCAGAACUAGACCUCAGUCACAGAGUGCUGAAAGAAAUAACAAUAAAGCAGAAGACAAUACAUAUAUGACUAUGACAGGACCUCAAAGUUAUGGUGCUAUUCCAAAACAGUCUGCCCUUCCCCAGCCUCAAGUGUAUCCAAAUACAAGAAAGGUGUCGGGGUCACGUGGACCUAUGGGUCACAGUACACCAAAGUCGCGGGAAUCUAGUCCUUACACCUCCCACAGUGGAAUAGUUCGUAGUCAGACUGAUGGAGUUAUAAAUAAAAGUUUAUCCUUAACAUUGCAACAGACAUUUGAGAGGAAGGAUGUUUCUAAAGACUUGAAAAAACAAAUGUCAGUAAGUGAUAAAAAUCUCAGUGAUAGAUCUUAUAUGUUUCCUAAUCAACAACAAUCAUCUUCAUACAAUUUGCAUAAACCUGAAAGUAAUUCAGUCAGUGUUAACUCUCCAUAUAGAAACUCUACCAGCAGUGAUAACUUUGUUUCUAGUGUUCAAAAACCAACAUUUUCCACUUUUGGCUAUGAAGAUGACAGAGAAAACCAAAAAUUUGCCACACUUAGUUCAGAACAAAAGACUGUUGAUCAGACUGAUCAGUGUGAAGUGACAAGUUCUAGUACGCCAAGGGCAAACUCUUCAAAUACUGCUGGAAGUGAUGAUAAAGUUAUUAAUACACAUUUAUCGCCAGAUUUGUUUUCCCGCCAAAACUCUCAAGGUGCGUAUGGUUUCAGUGAGAGAAAUAAUGAUAAUUUGUAUGUAGAAAUGAGACAUAUGAAUCCAAGGCUACAUCAGCAUGCUCGUUCUUCUGAAGGAUUACUAGAAACUGACAUUGAUCAUAUAAAUGUAAAUGGCAGUGAGGAAAGAACACUUGAGUUACAAGACUCUUUUUAUACUCCAACCACAACUAGAUCAUCAUCAGCAACCAGAGACCUACAAACAAGCAUUUCACAAAGUCCAAAUUCAAAGUUGGUUUCACAGCAACAAUCUAGGAUAUCAUCACCACGUCAGCAGCCUUCAUUUUCUUAUAGCUCGCCUCAUCCUUCAUACGGAAGUUCACCUUACACAGUACAAAGUGAAACUGUGCGUUCAUUGUCGGGACCACCAACUUUACCAAAACCAAGCGUUCAGUCAUCUUUAUACCCAUAUUCCACUGCAAGAGAAGUGAUGCGUAAUACUGACAUAAGAUAUAAUGGAAGUACAAAUGGUAAUAAUAAGACUGGGAUUGUAAAUGGAAAUGUUUCAGAAAGUGCUUACUCUACAGUAAAGGAUGUUCAGUUACAAAACAAUGGCAAUCAUAACAUACCAGUUGUAGCAGACAUACAAAAUCCAUCGGAUAUUUAUUACAGAAAUCCUGGUAUGAAUAAUCCAAACAGUAAUCAGAAACAAACUCAUAUGGAACCAAGGUCAAAAACUGCAUAUCAAACAUAUCUAACAGAAAAUCCAAAUUUUUCAAGUGAAAAUUUAUAUCGUGAACACUCUCCAAACAUUUGUAACAACAGUAAAGAGGACUCCAGUAGUAACCCAGAUUCUGGAUAUAGCAGUAAGAUAUAUGGAAAUCGUGCAAAUUCAGUUACUCCUGCUAGUUUAGGUAGUACACCAUCAUCAUCAUUCAGUACUGAUCGUGGUUUACAUAGUAACACAAACUCUCCACAUAGCCAGUAUUCUAAUGCAGAUUAUGAAUGUUUACCGAACAGACAAUAUGAAGAUGAGGUCCAAACACAUGUACAGAGUUGGUAUCAGCGCAAAAUUCAGGAAACCACACAAAAGGUUUAUGAUAAUUGGAGAUCUGAAAGGUCACCUGGAAAGGUCACUCAACAGCAGCAAAAUGGCGGACACAGACUUCCUGUGAGGUAUUAUGGAAACAGUGACUAUGCAAAAAUUGACUAUAGUGCUGUAAAUGGAAGACAUUCAAAUGUAGGGCAAACACAAAGUUACACUCCAUCUGGGCAGAAUAAUCACAUGGUUUCUACUUUUGUUAUGCAUGGUAGUGAUGUGUAAUCUUGUAUUUAAUAUUCAAAUGUUUUGUUUCAUUUAUACAUAUAUUGUUCUUAUUAUGAAGACAAGAAUAAUCAGCAAAGUUAAAUAAAAAUGUUUUCAGAAAUAUCAUUUGUAUACAUCACAUUGAAAAAAAAGUACCAGUAUGAAAAUAUUGCCAAUUUGUAGCCAUUUUAUGUAUCUUUUUAACUUUUCACAUUUUUCAAAAUUCAUAAUGUGCUAUACAAUUGUAGAAUAUAAAUAAUUAUGUGAUUAAAUAUUACAUAUACUUUGUUAUGUAAAGAUGAAAAGUAAAAAUGGCAAUUCUUUCCUGUAUAUUUUCUCUUAUUUUUGUAUAUAACUGUUUUUGUAUAAAGAUGUUGAAUAUUCAAUAAGUUAUUUUUUGAUACUGUAUAUUUUAUAAAUUAAACAAAGGUAAACUGAA